UCAUCAGUGUAAUGGCAGCCUCCUCUGCACCCUAACACAAGGAACGGCGGAGUUUAAACAAAAGUUCACGUGUAAAGACUCGCUUUUUAAAGACGCGGCUAUGUCCCCAAAGAUCACAGUGGAGUUGCUUAGACAGCUCCGGCAGGCUAUGAGGAAUGGCAAGUACAUCACCGAGCCCAUCCAAGCCUACAUCGUCCCAUCAGGAGAUGCACACCAGAGUGAAUACAUCGCACCCUGUGACUGCCGUCGUGAGUUCAUCUGCGGAUUCAACGGCUCAGCAGGUACAGCCAUUGUCACAGAACAGCAUGCUGCUUUGUGGACAGAUGGGCGAUAUUUCCUGCAGGCCAGCCAGCAGAUGGACAAUAACUGGACUCUGAUGAAAAUGGGAUUGAAGGAAACACCAACACAGGAGGACUGGCUUGUCAGCGUUCUUCCUGAAAACUCCAAAGUUGGAGUUGAUCCCUGGAUCAUUGCUGCUGACCAGUGGAAGAACAUGGCCAAGGCUCUGAGCAGCGCCGGUCACUCGUUGGUUGCCCUGCAGGACAACCUGAUCGAUGCCAUCUGGGAGGACCGGCCAUCCAGACCCAGCACCAAACUCAUCACCCUCGGCCUCAAAUACACAGGUCUCACCUGGCAAGAUAAAAUUUUGUCUUUGAGGGGGAAAAUGGCGGAAAGGAAGAUUUCCUGGUUUGUGGUCACAGCCCUGGAUGAGAUUGCGUGGCUUUUUAACCUGCGUGGGUCAGAUAUCGAGUACAACCCUGUAUUCUUUGCUUACGCUGUCAUCGGCAUGAGCAGCAUAAAACUGUUCGUGGACGUCAAGCGUUUACUGGAGCCUGCGGUCCGAGAGCAUUUGCAACUGGACGGCCAGAGCAAACCGGAGCUGACCGUUCAGUGUUUUCCAUACGAGUCCGUCUACACAGAACUGCAGGCGGUUUGUGCCGCGCUGACGCCCAAGGAGAAGAUCUGGAUCUGUGAUAAGGCCAGUUGUGCCCUUACACAGGUCAUACCAAAGGUUCACAGAUCUGCGAUCCCAUACACACCUUUUUGUCUGGCUAAAGCCGUCAAGAACCCCACAGAGAUCCAGGGCAUGAAGAUGGCACACAUAAAAGAUGCCGUGGCUCUGUGUGAACUAUUUGCCUGGCUGGAGAAAGAGAUUCCAAAAGGUACAGUUACAGAGAUAUCGGUGGCAGAUAAAGCAGAAGAAUUACGGAGUCAACAGAAAGAAUUUGUUGGAUUGAGUUUUCCAACCAUUUCCAGUGUAGGACCAAAUGGGGCCAUCAUACAUUACAGCCCUCUCCCAGAAACCAACAGGACUCUUUCUCUUAAUGAGCUGUACCUUAUCGACUCAGGAGCGCAGUACCUAGAUGGCACCACAGAUGUGACCCGCACGGUGCAUUUCGGGAAUCCGUCGGAGUAUGAGAAAGAGUGCUUUACAUAUGUGCUAAAGGGACACAUCGCUGUCAGUGCCGCAGUUUUUCCGAAUGGAACUAAAGGUCACCUGUUGGAUUCGUUUGCUCGUGCGGCGCUCUGGGAGUCUGGCUUGGACUAUCUUCACGGUACAGGACACGGUGUCGGGUGUUUCCUUAAUGUGCACGAGGGUCCUUGUGGUAUUAGCUACAAAACAUUUGCAGAUGAACCGCUGGAGGCCGGCAUGAUCGUCAGCGAUGAGCCGGGGUAUUAUGAAGAUGGAUCCUUUGGGAUUCGGCUGGAAAACGUGGUCCUGGUUAUUCCUAUUAAAACCAAAUAUAAUUACAGGAACAGAGGGAGCUUGACGUUUGAACCGCUGACUCUGGUCCCUAUUCAGCUGAAGCUGAUCAACACAGACCUGCUCACACAGAAAGAGCGUGAUUGGGUGAACGAUUACCACAGGAAAUGCCGGGAAACGAUUGGGGCGGAGCUAAAGCGGCAGGGCAGGAUGGAGGCUCUGGAUUGGUUGAUGCGGGAAACUCAGCCGUUUGUCUGAAACUCUUUUUCUAAAAUGAAAACAGUCAAUGUUGUGAUGAUGGCGAAGUGUUUUUUGUCAUUCUCUCAGUUUUGGUCACUUUUUGCUGCUUUGUUGGAACCGUUUCAACGGUUUCUGGAUCUUUUGUAAAGCACACUCCAUCGGCUCUUUUAUGGUUAUUAAACUCUGUAAUAAAAAAAGGUGCUGUCUGUUGUUUUCUUCACACUUAAAG
Molecule: messenger RNA, 2174 nt
Organism: Triplophysa dalaica
Lineage: Eukaryota; Metazoa; Chordata; Actinopteri; Cypriniformes; Nemacheilidae
Gene: xpnpep1
Product: X-prolyl aminopeptidase (aminopeptidase P) 1, soluble
Exons: 20
Coding region: 101-1963 (620 amino acids)
Molecular function (GO): metalloaminopeptidase activity
Source: RefSeq, a predicted model, not a curated record